UUGCUUGUUUUUGGGGGUUUCGAAAGCUCGUCAAAUAAUCCACAAAAAUACUUGACUUAAACCUCAAAAUACCUCAAAAAAGACCUUCUUGAAGCUUGAUUGAUGUAUAAAGAUGUCUGCUUUCUACAAAAUAUAAACCAAUUGCUUCGAAGAUCACAACAUUUAUAACCGUAUCCAAUCAAUUUUCUGACGGCUUCACGACUUUUGUACUAACUUGUCACAAAAAAUAUUUAGAAUUUCAAAGUUUUAUUUAUAUUUUAUUGAAUCUAUGGCGGCCAGUAGUGGAAACAACAGAUCUCCUAAAGAUUUACCAGCAAUCAUCAAAUCCCAUCAGAACAACGAACUAGAGAAUGCUGAAGAGAUGAGAGCGAAUCUAGAGAAGUUAAAAGCCCUUAGCAAGGACGAUCUAUCAGAGAAUGCUAUGUUAAGAUCACGGAUCGACCAACAAUCAGAACUCAUUUGUAUCUUGAAACAAAGAGCAGACGAAUCGCUCAAGAAAUCUAUGAAACUGGAAAAAGAUAUAGAGGAAUUUAGAAAAACGAGAGAAGACGCUCUUUCAGCACUACAGACCGAAACAAGAAAAUAUAACGUACUACAGAAACGAUUCGAUGUACUGAAUUCGAACCAUGAAGAAAUAAUUGCCAUUAAGGAUGAAUAUAAGAUUCACAAUGAAAAGUUACGGCGUGAAAACGAAAGACUUGGGCACGAAAACAAGCUGUUGUUUGCUGAGACAGUUAAAAAGAGAGACGAAGAGAUAAAGACGUUACGAGAAGAGAUUGAAAGAAUGCGAGAGAAGUAUUCUUCUGUAGAUGAUGAAAGAAGAAAAAUGAAUGAAGACAUGGAAAAGUUGGCAGAAAAGUCAAAAAAAGAAAAGAAUGAGUUGGAAGAAAAAAUAACAAAAAUGGAGGAAACUUCAACUAUGGAAUUAAACACGUCGAAAGAAAAGAUCGCAUCAUUAAAGAAAGUUGUGCAAAGUGAACUGGAUAAAAUGAGUGAAUUACAGAAAGAUCGAGAUGAAUUUGCUCAACUGGCUCUCGAAAGAGGAAAAGCUAUGAAGGAAAAAACCCAGGAAAACGCACAUUUAGGAAGUCGUCUGGAUGAAGCAGAAAAAACGUUAAAAGAAAUGAGCGAUAAGUUUACGUCGGAACUCGAGACGAUGUCGACUAGUUCUCAACUACGUAGACUAAAGAAACAACUCGAGGAGGCCGAGAAAAAGUCGCUCGAUCAGCAAAAGGAAUUCGAGGCGUACAAGAAACACAUGUCGACGUUACUCAACAGAGAAAAGAAACUUAACGAUAAACUACGAGUUAUGAUCGGAUAGCUUGAAAUAUUCGCUACAAAAUUACUCUUGUAUCAUAACCUUGCUAGUGUGCAGAAUAAAUUAAAUAAUAUAUUAAACGAAAUUGAAAUAAAAACUGCCAUUAAAGAUAAGUUAAAAGUA
Molecule: messenger RNA, 1441 nt
Organism: Actinia tenebrosa (Australian red waratah sea anemone)
Lineage: Eukaryota; Metazoa; Cnidaria; Anthozoa; Actiniaria; Actiniidae
Source: RefSeq, a predicted model, not a curated record